This is a messenger RNA of Carica papaya (papaya), 1089 nucleotides long. Its product is annotated as Cornichon family protein. Lineage: Eukaryota; Viridiplantae; Streptophyta; Magnoliopsida; Brassicales; Caricaceae. The record is from RefSeq and is a predicted model, not a curated record. Gene Ontology annotation, biological process: vesicle-mediated transport.
GAUUAAAAAAAUUUUCUUUGCUGAGAUUUGAGCAUGAAAAGAAAGAAAAAUGGCGAUCGUGAUGAUACUGUAGAGUAUAGACUGAGAUUUUUCGUGCUCGCAGUCUCUGAUUAACUCAGAAUUUGCUGUGUCAACGAGGAAGAUUGAGUGUGAUUUUUUACACGGUUAUUUGUUUUGUUUCCGGUUUUGGAACUUUCAAGCAUGGCUUGGGAUUUGCUUCUUUGGGUUUUCUCUUUCUUCGUCAACUUAGCUCUGCUUGCUUCCACCUUUUACCAGCUUAUAUGCUUAACAGACUUGGAAGCUGACUUUAUGAAUCCGUUUGAAACAUCAUCCCGUGUUAAUGGUUUGAUCAUCCCAGAAUUUAUAUUGCAAGGAGUACUAUCUGGUCUUUAUCUUGUGACAUGGCAUUGGUUCAUGUUUCUCUUUGCAGUUCCCCUUACUUGCUACCAUGCUAUGUUGUAUAAAAAGCAGAAGCAUCUUAUUGAUGUUACCGAGGUUUUCAGAAAUCUCAAUUUUGAGAAGAAGCUCCGGUUUAUCAAGCUUGGUUUUUACUUGAUUCUCUUUGUCGUGGUCAUUUUCAGAAUUCUUGCUGCAGCAAACAUACUAUACUACAAUUCCGAGUUUGAAGAAUUAGAUAUUCGCUCCAAUAUGCUAGAAUUUUAGAAUCUCUAAAGAUGCCAUUAGCUACGUUCACAGUAUCUGUAUUCAAUGCCUUGAGUGAUGAAGAGGAUGCUGUACAUUUAUUUUGAUUUCCACUUGUUUGAGCAUCAGAAUAGCCUGAUUUGUUUAGUGAUGUAUUCCGGUGUAUAGAAAUCGAAGAAGCUAUAGCUGACGAUCUUCUACUUGUUUGACGCGAUUCUGGUCUUGACAUACUUUGUGUUUUCUGCUCAUACAUUCAUUCCCUCGAUCACAAAAAGAGGAAGACAAGACAGUAUUGAAAUAGAAUACUACUUAGCAUGCAGAAAUAUCUUUCAGACUUUAAAUUUACAGGUCACAGAUGGGCCAUGCUGCGUGUUUGUAGAAUGAUAAAAGUGAAGAUGACAGUGUUAAAUGAGAAUCGUUGUAUGGUUUAUGAGUUAUUCUUGAAAA